AUGAAGUUCCAAUUGUUUUGCUUAUUCGCCUACUUAUGGCAAGCAGUCUUCGUGGCAGCUGCCGGUAAUAGCCCAAACUUUGUUCAGGGUGACCAGGGUUCAGUGUCUGUGAAGGCAACAAAUGGUUGUCCAUGUCUAGACUUUUCAUUCCAUGCUCAAAACACAGGUACAAUCCAAUACAAUGUAGAUGUCACUGACGUCAAAUGGGUGCAGGACAACAUUUACACUGUUACAAUACACACGUAUGGUUCCAAACAAAUUCCUUUAAAGUCUCUAUGGUCUUUGAAGAUCAUUGGUGUUAACUCUCCAGAUGGCGGGACUUUCCAGUUAUAUGGGUUCAACGAAAAGACUUUUAAGAUUGACAACCCAACCGACUGGAGUGCUACUUUCCGUGUUUAUGGUCAACCUGAUGGAUCGGAUCCAUCGAUUGUUUGGAUGCCUUCAUUCCAAAUCCAAUUCGAAUACUGCCAAGGUAACACCGAUUGCUCUAACUGGUCAUAUGGUGCAACUUCCUUCGAUUUGAUGACUGGUUGUAACAACUAUGACAACAUGAAGAGAUCUCAAACUGACGCUCCAAGUUACUUCUGGCCAGCCCAUGGAAGUGGAGAUGUCAAAUAUCCAAAGAAUUACCCAUGCGAAAAACCUAAGACUACUUCAUCGACCACUACUUCUAAGACUACUUCUAAGACUACUUCUAAGACUUCUUCAAAGACUUCUUCAUCGACCACUACUUCUAAGACCACUUCUAAGACCACUUCUAAGACCACUUCUAAGACCACUUCUAAGACUUCUUCAUCGACCACUACUACCACUUCGAAAUCUUCCGCUUCCAGUAAAACCACUUUGCAACCAAAACAACAAACAGCAACUCUUCCUAAAUCUAGCACCUCCGCUCCUUCUAGUUCGGCUAUUGUGUCCAACACUACUACAGCUCAACCAACUACUAAGUCUAGUUCAGCAAUUGUGUCGUCUACUGCAUCAUCAAAUACCGAAACUAGUGCUACAGUUUCAUCAGCAGUUGUGUCUAACACUACUACAGUUCAACCAACCACUAAAUCUAGUUCGCCAAUUGUUUCCUCCACUGCAUCUUCAUCUACCGAAACUAGUGCUACAGUUUCAUCAGCAAUUGUGUCUAACACUACUACAGCUCAGUCGAGUUCUCAGUUGUCAUCUUCUACAUCUUCAUCAGUUGGAUUGUCAUCUACUAUAGUCAAUAGUUCUUCUUCGUCUUCGACCAGCUCAGGUCCAAGCAACUGGUAUGCAAACUCUUCGACUACUUUGAAUCCAAAGCAGGGAACAGCUACAGUACCAGGACAAAAUCCAACACCAUUUGGCAAUACAGGAUUUGGCCCAGUACCAACCGGUCCAGCACCAACCGGUCCAGCACCAUCUGGUCCAGCACCAACCGGUCCAGCACCAUCUGGUCCAGCACCAACCGGUCCAGCACCAUCUGGCCCAGCACCAUCUGGCCCAGCACCAUCUGGCCCAGCACCAUCUGGCCCAGCACCAUCUGGCCCAGCAAAAUCUGGCCCAGCACCAUCUGGAAAACGAACCUCAGCAGUGGUUUCAAGUUCUGUUGUGAUAUCGAGCAGUGCUUCAACUUCUACAUCAGUAAGCUCUCCAGCUUUCUAUGGGAACAUUACUUCUCAUACUGUCCCACCAAACCCAAUCACAACAGCAAGAACACCUGGAAAGCCACCAGCAAAUUUCCCUAUUACGCACGGUACCCCCAUCGCUAACACAAGUGUUUCCGCAUUUUCAUCUACCACGACGUUAGCUGUUCCACCUGAAUCUCAAAGUGAAACUGCCGGUAUUACUACUGAUUCCGAAGGCGAGACUACCAGUACCGUCAUUCCUACUCCUGAUGGUCAAGGAACACCGGGGAAGCCAAGGGGUGGUAACCAACCACCAUCCAACCCAACUGGAGACGUAGUUACCUCUUACCAAACUGGUCCAAAUGGUGAAACUACAGGUACUGCUGAAGUUCCUCAACCAACCACUGCGUUUGAAACCACCUUGACUUCCGGUUCUAAUACCGUCGUUACUACCAUGACUCCUCCAUCGAAUCCAAAGGGUGGUAACCAACCCCCAUCCAACCCAGAUGGAGGCGUAGUUACCUCUUACCAAACUGGUCCAAAUGGUGAAACUACAGGUACUGCUGAAGUUCCUCAACCAACCACUGCGUUUGAAACCACCUUGACUUCCGGUUCUAAUACUGUCGUUACUACCAUGACUCCUCCAUCCAAUCCAAAGGGUGAUAACCAACCACCAUCCAAUCCAAACGGUAACCAACCACCAUCCAAUCCAAACGGUAACCAACCACCAGCCAAUCCAAAGGGUAACCAACCACCAGCCAAUCCAAAGGGUAACAACCAACCACCAGCCAACCCAGAUGGAGGCGUAGUUACCUCUUACCAAACUGGUCCAAAUGGUGAAACUACAGGUACCACUGAAGUUCCUCCACCAACCGCUGCAUAUGAGACAACCUUAACUUCCGGUUCUGAUACUGUCGUUACUACCAUGACUCCUCCAUCCAAUCCAAAGGGUAACAACCAACCACCAUCCAAUCCAGAUGGAGGUGUGGUUACCUCCUACCAAACUGGUCCAAAUGGUGAAACCACUGGUACCACUGAAGUUCCUGAACCAACCACCGGAUAUGCAACUACAGUUACCUCUGGUUCCAGUACUUUCGUUACUACCAUGACUCCAGAAGGUCCAUCCGGUCCAUCCGAUCCAUCCGAUCCAUCGAACCCAUCUGGAGGUGUGGUUACCUCCUACCAAACUGGUCCAAAUGGUGAAACCACUGGUACCACUGAAGUUCCUGAACCAACCACCGGAUAUGCAACUACAGUUACCUCUGGUUCCAGUACUUUCGUUACUACCAUGACUCCAGAAGGUCCAUCCGGUCCAUCUGAUCCAUCGAACCCAUCUGGAGAUGUGAUUACCUCUUACCAAACUGGUCCAAAUGGUGAAACCACUGGUACCACUGAAGUUCCUGAACCAACCACCGGAUAUGCAACUACAGUUACCUCUGGUUCCAGUACUUUCGUUACUACCAUGACUCCAGAAGGUCCAUCCGGUCCAUCCGGUCCAUCCGGUACAGCCAACCCAUCUGAUGGUAUUGUCACUUCUUACUUAACUGGUUCAGAUGGUGAAACCACCGGUACCACUGAAGUUCCUGAACCAACCACUGCAUACGCAACUACAGUUACCUCUGGUUCCAGUACUUUCGUUACUACCAUGACUCCUCCAUCUAAUCCAAACGGUGGUUCUCCAACCACUAUUCAACAAUACACUCCUUCUGGUUACUCAGGAGAACCAACGGCCAGCGUCUUCGAAGGUGCAGCCCCAUCUGUUGGUUCUGGCAGAUUCAUUUCUACUGUUCUACCAUUGGUACUUGCCGCUUUCAUGCUCUAG
This is a messenger RNA of Kluyveromyces marxianus DMKU3-1042, 3417 nucleotides long. It is a transcript of the gene MUC1, whose product is annotated as flocculation protein FLO11. The coding region runs from base 1 to 3417 and encodes 1138 amino acids. The record is from RefSeq and is a predicted model, not a curated record. The transcript has a single exon. Lineage: Eukaryota; Fungi; Ascomycota; Saccharomycetes; Saccharomycetales; Saccharomycetaceae.